Molecule: messenger RNA, 1446 nt
Organism: Carcharodon carcharias (great white shark)
Lineage: Eukaryota; Metazoa; Chordata; Chondrichthyes; Lamniformes; Lamnidae
Gene: gpn2
Product: GPN-loop GTPase 2
Exons: 6
Coding region: 176-1144 (322 amino acids)
Cellular component (GO): cytoplasm
Molecular function (GO): GTPase activity
Source: RefSeq, a predicted model, not a curated record
UAGGGCCUGCAGCUUUGUGUCUGCUCACGCUGACCCGUAAGGCGGGGGAGUGAGGAUUCGGCCUUUCGCUAUCUGGUGCGGCUUCAGUUUUCCUGCGGUAGGAGAGGUUGCCGUGGAAAAGCGGGCCAAGGCAGGGCCUGUGGAGCCGUGAUGAACCUCUAGGAACCUGGUUAGGAUGUCAGAAGAGCCCAGGCCUCCAACUGUGAUUUUUGGCCAGGUGGUUAUUGGGCCACCUGGCUCGGGGAAGACCACCUAUUGCAAGGGGAUGCAAGAGUUUCUCUCAAAGCUGGGCCGCAAGGUCGCAGUAGUGAACCUUGACCCUGCUAAUGAUCUUAUUCCAUACCAGUGUUUUGUGGACAUUGCUGAGCUGGUGAAACUUGAUGAUGUUAUGGAUGGUCUCGGACUGGGCCCUAAUGGAGGGCUCAUUUACUGCAUGGAAUACUUGGAGGCAAACCUGGAUUGGCUACUGGGCAAGCUAGAACGCUUCAAGGACUGUUACUUCCUGUUUGACUGUCCUGGUCAGGUGGAGCUGUACACCCACAACAGCUCUGUGAGGAACAUCCUUGGACAAUUAGCCAAGUGGAAUUUCAGGCUAACGGCUGUCCAUUUGGUGGAUUCUCACUACUGUACCGAUCCAGCAAAGUUUAUUUCCAUCCUCUGCACAUCCCUGUCCACCAUGCUACAAGUGGAGCUACCUCACGUCAACAUCCUCUCCAAAAUAGAUCUCAUCGAACAGUUUGGGAAACUAGCAUUUAAUCUGGAUUAUUACACUGAGGUGUUGGAUCUGUCUUACCUGUUGGACCAUUUGGCCAAAGAUCCUUUCUUCAAAAAUUUUCGACGAUUAAACAAGAAACUGGUGGAAGUGAUCGAAGAUUACAGUCUGGUCUCCUUUAUACCUCUUAAUGUGCAGGAUAAAGAGACCAUGAAGCAUGUGAUGAAGGCUGUCGAUAAGGCGAACGGAUACUGUUUUGGGGAUUCGGAGCAGAGAACACUGGAAGCCAUGAUGUCAGCAGCAGUUGGAGCAGAUUUCCAGUUUGCCAUGUCAAUGGAUGCCCAGGAGAAAUAUGUGAAAUCAAUUGCCGAGGAUGUGGAGGAGGAGGUGAUGCAGCUCUCAAGUCCACACACAAACUUUGAUGCAACGUGAAUUCUUUCGUUGAGUGAUUGCCCAAGGUUGCUGGGACUCCCCUGAUAGAGACUCGGUGAUGGAGGUGGCAUCUCCCAAUAUGCUUGCUGGUUCUUGAUGUGGAAGUACAUUCUGGGAUUGGUAGUUUUCACACUUGCCACAGCUGCUGCUGACCUCCUUUUGCCAAUUUUGUUAAUGGCCAACUUGCAUCGCUCAGAGUGGGAAUAUUUGAAAAAUAAUUUGUAUCCAGGAUGUUAAACCUUUGUUUUUCCUUUUCCUUUUGGGGAAAAAAACAUGCCCAAUAAAGAUGUUUAGUUUCAGUA